Cylas formicarius (sweet potato weevil) is the source of this 792-nucleotide messenger RNA. RefSeq lists its product as uncharacterized. The record is from RefSeq and is a predicted model, not a curated record. The coding region runs from base 1 to 792 and encodes 263 amino acids. NCBI's taxonomy places the organism in Eukaryota, Metazoa, Arthropoda, Insecta, Coleoptera, Brentidae. The transcript has a single exon.
AUGUCCAUGGGAGCCCACAUCAGAGCCGUAACAGAAAAGGCCAACAAGGCCUUGAACAACAUCAGUCGCCUUCUACCAAAAGUGAAUGGGCCUAGUGAAAGCACCAGGAGGAUAUUAUGCUCAGUAGUGACUUCAAUACUACUAUAUGGCGCCUCAAUAUGGGAGCAAGUAGUUGAGAAGAAAGUCUAUAAAAGGAUUCUGAGUAGUGUUCAAAGGAGGGUAGCCAUAAGAGUCUCCGAAGCAUACAGAACAACUUCCAAUAAGGCACUUAUGGUGAUAGCUAGGAUCCCACCUAUUAAUCUCCUAGUUAAGUGCAGAGCCCGUAUAGAGAAAGAUGGACCAGACGCUAAAUCGGAAGCACAAAACGCGGUGAUGUUGUGCUGGCAAGAGGAAUGGGACAUAGAUGAUGGUACAGCGGAAUGGAGUAAAAAGCUAAUUCCAAAUAUAAGACCCUGGUUUGAGAGACGACACGGUGAAGUAGAUUUCUUUCUUACACAAAUACUCACCGGGCACGGGUGCUUUGAAGCCUACUUCAAACGUUUCAAUCUGGCCGAAACCGAGGAGUGCCUUUAUUGCAUAAACGUGGAUACGGUUGAACACACUCUAUUUUUCUGCCCAAGAUGGAACAUGCAGCGGAAUAUAGCAGAGCAAAUACUCGGUCACAUAAGCCCAGACAACCUAGUAGAAAAAAUGUUAGAGUCACCGACAAAUUGGGACCACGUCUGCAAAAUGGCAAAGCAAAUACUUUCUGCCAAGAGGAUAGAACGGCCAAAUCUUAUACAAGCUCGCUGA